Aspergillus fischeri NRRL 181 is the source of this 2208-nucleotide messenger RNA. Its product is annotated as terpene cyclase/mutase family protein. Gene Ontology annotation, molecular function: lanosterol synthase activity. NCBI's taxonomy places the organism in Eukaryota, Fungi, Ascomycota, Eurotiomycetes, Eurotiales, Aspergillaceae. Bases 1 to 2208 code for a protein of 735 amino acids. The record is from RefSeq and is a predicted model, not a curated record. The transcript has 4 exons. Gene Ontology annotation, biological process: triterpenoid biosynthetic process; ergosterol biosynthetic process. Gene Ontology annotation, cellular component: lipid droplet.
AUGACGGGAGGCCCAGUUGCCUCGUGGAGAACUGCAGCUCAGGGUCACUUGAGUCCCGACGAGAACGGAGACCUCAAAACAGACUAUUCAAGAUGGAGAUUGUUAGAUGAUCGGGGCCGUCAGACCUGGCAUUAUUUGGAAUCCGAUGAAGAAAACGAGAAAUGGCCUCAAUCUGUCGCUGACAAGCAUUUUCUGGGGCUCCCUACGGGACUUCCAGAGCUGCCGAAAGCAAAAACUCCACUGCAAUGUGCCGAGAAUGGCUUGGAAUUUUUCUCCAAAUUGCAACUUCCUCCAGGCAAUUGGGCCUGUGAGUACGGAGGCCCAAUGUUCUUGCUCCCUGGCCUCAUAAUCACGUACUACGUGACCAACACUCCGAUCCCGCCGGAGUAUGCGACUGAGAUCAAAAGGUAUCUCUUUGCUCGUCAGCACCCGGAGGACGGCGGCUGGGGCUUGCACAUUGAGGCACAUAGCUCUGUCUUUGGAACUUGCAUGAACUACGUGGCGUUGCGCUUGAUCGGUGUCAGCGAAGACGACCCUCGUAUGAUCAAAGCCCGUGGGCUCUUACAUAAGUUCGGCGGUGCCGUAUAUGGCCCUCACUGGGCGAAAUUUUGGCUCAGUGUCCUCGGUGUCAUGGAAUGGGAGUGCGUCAAUCCUGUCCCGCCUGAGCUUUGGCUGCUUCCGGAUUGGGUUCCCUUUGCACCUUGGCGGUGGUGGAUCCAUAUACGUCAAGUGUUCUUGCCCAUGUCGUACCUAUGGUCCAAGAAAUUCACCCAUCCUCUGGACCCGCUCACGAAACAGUUGCGUCAGGAGCUGUACACUCAGCCUUACGACUCUAUCAACUUUGCAAGUCACCGGAACUCGAUCCAUGAAGCCGAUAAUUACUAUCCCAAGACUUGGCUUUUAAACCUGAUCAACCAACUUCUUGUCUCUGUGUGGAAUCCCUAUCUCCGAAUUUCUGCGUUGGUAAAACGCGCAGAGGACUGGACCUGGGAGUUGAUUAGAAUGGAAGACGAGAAUACGGACUAUGCAGGCUUGGGCCCUGUGAGCAGCCCGAUGAACAUGGUAGCUUGCUAUCUCCAUGAUGGGCCAGACAGCUAUUCAGUUCGUCGCCAUCGUGAGCGUCUGAAUGAUUACAUGUGGAUGAAGAAUGAAGGCAUGUUGAUGAAUGGAACCAACGGAGUCCAAGUGUGGGAUACCGCUUUCAUAACGCAAGCAAUUGUCGUUGCCGGUUUCGCAGAUGACCCCAAGUGGCGACCAAUGCUCACCAAAGCAUUGGAGUUCCUUGAAGACCAUCAGCUUCGGGAGAACGUCCCCGAUCAAGAAAAGUGUUACCGUCAACACCGAAAAGGCGCGUGGCCGUUCAGUAACAAGACACAAGGCUAUACAGUUAGUGAUUGCACAGCGGAGGGCUUGCGGUCCACAAUCCAACUACAGGAGAUGCACAACUAUCCAAAGCUGAUCUCCGUGGAGCGACUAAAAGACAGUGUCGACUGCUUACUUCUGAUGCAAAAUCCCUCUGGUGGAUUCACUGAGUACGAAACUACCCGUGGCUCCGAGAAGCUGGAGUGGCUCAAUGCCGCGGAAGUGUUUGGCGGAAUCAUGAUCGGUUAUGACUAUCCCGAAUGUACCACCGCUUCUGUCACCGCGCUUUCGCUUUUCAGCAGAUUUUACCCUGACUACCGGGCCGGCGAGAUCAAGGCCGCGAAAGACAAAGCUGUGAAAUAUAUCAAACGCGUGCAGAGACCGGAUGGAAGCUGGUACGGAUCUUGGGGAAUCUGCUUCACCUAUGCUGCCAUGUUUGCCCUAGAAAGCCUCACCAGUGUCGGGGAAACCUACGAGACCAGCGAGUAUGCGCGCCGUGGCUGCGAGUUCCUCCUCUCCAAGCAAAAGGAGGAUGGAGGAUGGGGUGAAUCCUAUCUCAGCAGUGAAAAGCAUGUGUACGUUCAACAUGAAAAGUCCCAAGUGGCGCAAACUGCUUGGGCUUGUCUUGCACUAAUGGAGGCGGAAUAUCCACACAAGGAGCCACUGCAGAAAGCCAUGAAGCUGCUCAUGUCACGGCAGCAACCAAACGGGGAGUGGUUGCAAGAAUCCAUUGAGGGCGUUUUCAACCAAUCUUGCAUGAUUUCGUAUCCCAACUACAAGUUCUACUGGCCCAUUCGAGCUCUGGGUCUUUAUAGCCGCAAGUUCGGCAACGAAGAACUGAUGUGA